CGUCAGUUACAGGUCAUCUUCACCGGCCCUUUCUCUCUCUAAACCUCCUUCUUCCUCUAAAAGCUCCCUCUCUGUCUUUAUGCCCACCGGCUGGAGGUCACUGAUGCCACCGGAACGUUAGGUUUUUCAGAAACGACGAGGAGAUACUGUGAUAAUAACCGUCUUUUUAUAAGGAGUUCUGUCUCACUCUAGGGUUUAUGCUUGCUGAAGUUUUCAUGUCGUAUGAAUAUCGUCAAUGGAGAUUUCCUAUGUUUUCUCCGGUGAUGGAAAUUUCCCCUUUAUUUCUCUCUUCCUAGCCCUAGUUGUGACUCUUGUUUGUUGUUUCUUCUCACUCUUACCUUUUCGAUUGCUGAAAUUCUCGCAAUCGGGUAAAACGAAAGCUUGUGAUUGUGCAUGUUCAAAUUGUAAGCGAUUUGCUGGAGGUUCUGAUUCGAUGGCUGUUACGGCGACGGCGAGGAUGAUGAAUGGUGGUGGUGGAGGAGGAGGCCAGGUGGUGGUGGUGGAGAGGGAGCGGGAGCGGCAGCAGAUGAUAGGUGCGUCAAUGAUGGAACAGUUGGUUCCGGAAAUCACGACACAUGCUUUGAGCUACUUGGAUUAUCGUAGUCUUUGUAGGCUGUCAAUGACCAAUUCUUCAAUGCGGAGGGCUGCUAAUGAUGAUAAUGCUUGGAAAGCCCUUUAUCAUAAGGAUUUUAGUAUGGAACAAGAUAGCGUAACACCUGCUAAUGGGUGGAAGGCCUACUAUGCAGCUACUAGAGCAAUUGUGAAUAUCAAUCAACGAUUUUUUGACAUCAUUAGAGAAAGAUCUCUUCCAGAAAUGGGUCGGCUUUGGCUUAAUGCAGAUUAUGUGAAAUGUAUUCAUUCCUCAGGGGAGCUCUUUACUGGUUAUAGCGGGGUCUUAGGGAGUUGGCAGCUGUCUUUUAACUGGGACCCAGCCGUAGAUUUCCAGGUUGGAGAUGUAAGAUCGCGGGUACUGACAGGUGUAGCUUGGGUGACGAUGAAAGCGUAUGUUGGGGUGGAACACAACCCUUUGAACGUGACGAAUGUGUUUGAGGUCCAGAAUGGACAGUGGUACAUGGUCCAUCAUCAUAGCUCUGUGGUGCUUGCCAAUGGUGAAAUGGCUGAUCAACCACCUAUGUUGGGGUGAGAAGAGCUUAAUGAGUUUAGAUGAUACCUUGUUAAAAAAAAGGUGAAAAGAGGAAACGAAAAAUGGUACAGUUUGUUUUACUAGGAAGGAUUGCAGGAAUGAAUAUAUGUUGGUUUUACUUUUGAUAUGAUGAUGAUCAUAUAUGAAUCUUUCUUCCGUUUUUUGUUUUGUUCCUAUCGAUGUAAAUCUUGUUUUAGAUGGGCAUUGGAAUGUUCCAUGGGGAUGAACAUUUUAUUCAUAUGUGAAGAUUAAGUUUGGGACA
Messenger RNA from Cynara cardunculus var. scolymus (artichoke), 1406 nucleotides. RefSeq names its product F-box protein SKIP8-like. The coding region runs from base 236 to 1144 and encodes 302 amino acids. The record is from RefSeq and is a predicted model, not a curated record. Gene Ontology annotation, molecular function: protein binding. Lineage: Eukaryota; Viridiplantae; Streptophyta; Magnoliopsida; Asterales; Asteraceae. The transcript has 3 exons.